Hibiscus syriacus is the source of this 3073-nucleotide messenger RNA. RefSeq lists its product as uncharacterized. The transcript has 20 exons. The record is from RefSeq and is a predicted model, not a curated record. The coding region runs from base 504 to 2819 and encodes 771 amino acids. NCBI's taxonomy places the organism in Eukaryota, Viridiplantae, Streptophyta, Magnoliopsida, Malvales, Malvaceae.
UUCUAAGCCCAACACCAUGACAAUUGACAAGAACAGAAACUGAUAGGGAUAGCAACUGAAACUGAUCGUCUCCUCACUUCGUCCGUUGUCGUUUUUGAUUCGUUUGCAGCUUUUAGGAUUUCUUAUUGGUUCUGGGUUUUUCUUUUUUAAAAUAAUUUUUAUUUUUAAUAUCGUCUUGGACGUCGCAUACGAGGAGAACAAAAACCUUUUUUGUUUUUUAGUUUUGCUUCUUAAAAACCUCCAUUAAUUACCAGAAACUUGAUACAGUUUUCUCUUCGCUUUGGUAAAAAUAGAGGGGGGGGGGAAUAACUGAAGGAUUUGACCUCAAGGAGAGAGCUUUGUUUUCUUUAUAUGGCGGUUGCUAAAUACCCUUUAUGUUUUCUUUCUCUCUUUGUUAAAGUUGGUUUUAUUUUUCCCUUUAAUUCAUCGAUCCGAAAAGACAGUAGACGAUAAUCGUUUUAGUGUGGCUCCAAACCGUUUUUCUUAGUUGAGUGGCAUUAAGGAUGUCUAAGAGUGAAAAUUCUGGUAGCCCUGGAUGGAGUGCAUCCUUUUUCAUGCCAACUAAAGAGGAUGUUGCUAGAGCAGUUGCUGCCGCUGCUGCAGCUGCAACUGCUGUUCAUUCUCCCCGACCAUCUGCUGUAUAUUCAUUGAAAGAUGAGAAUACCGGUAGUCGAUUCCAGAAGCUACAGCAUCAUGUUUCAAGAGUGUUAAGAGGCUUCUCGCAGUCCUCUGAAGUGAGACUUGGAACUUACAAUCCGGAAAUUCUGACUAGCCAAAAGCGUCAGUGGGCAAGCUUUCAACUGCAAUAUUUGGAUCAUAGAUCUUUUAAGGAACCCUCAAGGUUGUUCGAGAGCAUGGUUGUUGUUGGACUUCCUCCUAGUUGUGAUGUUCAGGCUCCUCAAAGGCAAUAUGUCACUAGACAGUUUGAAGGUUCUGGGAAGCUGCGAAGUGUUCUAAGUUGUCAGAAUAGUUCUCGUGUCGAACCUUGCCUCGAACCCCAGGUCUUAUUUGUUUAUCCACCAGAAAAGCAGCUGCCACUUAAAUACAAAGAUCUUCUUUCUUUUUGCUUCCCUGGAGGCAUCGAGGUUCAUGCUGUUAAGAGAACUCCUUCAAUGAGUGAGCUGAAUGAAAUUUUUCUUUCCCAGGAACACCUAAAACAAAGUGACCUGUCAUUUGUAUUCCGGUUACAGGUUGCUGAUAAUUCCACUUUGUAUGGAUGCUGUGUGUUAGUUGAAGAAUUAGUACAAAAGCCCUCUGGAUUGCUUUCCUUGACUUCAGAUAGACAACCUGCCUACCCGUCUCUGAGUCGUUAUGUAAUGACCACUCGCAGAUGUUAUUGCAUUCUUUCGAGGCUUCCAUGCUUUGAAUUGCACUUUGGUGUUCUGAAUAGCAUUUUUGAUGAAGAAAGGUUGGAACGAUUAACAAAAAGCAUCAGUGAUAUAGAUUUGGAGUUGUCUGAGAAUUAUAGCAAUGAAGCAAAUAUGGAUGAUGCCUUAACGGAGCAAGAAGCAAUGGAGGAUAUGCAGAAUGCAAUGACUGGAACCUCCGAGUUAAGUUCUGAAGAUUCUAAACCUGGAGUUGAUCUGGAAACGAAGACAUUUAAAAGAAAAAAAGAAUCUAGUGGUGCAUUUCCUGAAGAUUGUGAUACUGAUGUUGAUGAUUUCACAACAAAUAAGCAAACAGCAGAACGGCAUUUGACAAAUGCGGUUCUGCCUUUUCUGCGCUAUUAUCAAUAUGAAAGUUCCGAGUCUUCUUGCAGUUUUCAAGGUUCUCCUUGUGAUGACAGGAAUUUGAGGAGUGAUGUUGAUGAUACAGAAACAGAAGAGGCAUCUAUUUCUGGCCAGGAAGAUUCCAGUGAUCACCUUGAUAUCCUUGAAUGGGCUAAGGCAAACAAUCAUGGAUCAUUGCAGAUACUGUGUGAAUAUUACCAGUUACAAUGUCCAACAAGGGGUUCAAAACUCAGGUUUCAUCCUUUGGAGCACCUUCAUCCACUGGAAUAUCAUAGACCUGAUGAACAAGUUCUGCAUAUUGCUGGCUCAACCAUUGAUUUGAGAUCUUGCAAUACAAGUCUUGAAAUUGCUGAGGCAUACACUGCACUUUUGGCAGAAGAAGAAUCAAUCGCUAUGUCAACAUGGGCUGUUGCAUGCACAUGUGGAUCUCUGCGGCUUGAACAUGUGUUAACAGUCUUUGCUGCAACAUUGCUGGAGAAACAGAUUGUGGUUGUUUGUUCAAAUUUGGGGGUCUUAUCUGCUCUUGUUCUGUCAAUUGUCCCUCUGAUCCGUCCAUUCCAAUGGCAAAGCCUCUUGAUGCCGGUUUUGCCAGAUGAUAUGCUAGACUUUUUAGAUGCGCCUGUUCCUUACAUAGUUGGUGUAAAGAAUAAAACCAGCGAAGUGCAGUCAAAGUUGGCCAAUGUCAUUCUGCUUGAUGCUAAUAGGAACCAGAUAAAGGCAUCCACAAUACCACAACUGCCACAGCAUAAGGAGCUCUUUGCAUGCUUAAGUCCUUAUCAUGCAAAGCUUGUUGGUGAAAGUUAUUUGGGGAGGAAAAGACCAGUAUACGAGUGCACAGAUGUGCAGAUUGAAGCUGCUAAAGGUUUUCUCUCGGUUUUAAGAUCAUACUUGGAUUCGCUUUGCUCUAACAUGCGUUCACACACAAUUACAAAUGUACAGUUGAACAAUGAUAAGGUAUCAUUGCUUUUAAAAGAGAGUUUCAUCGAUUCAUUCCCCAGUCGUGAUCGACCAUUUAUGAAGCUGUUUGUAGACACACAACUCUUCACUGUACAUACAGAUCUUGUUCUCUCAUUUAUCCAGAAGGAAUAGGACAACAAUCAUCCAAAGAGGGCCUGCUAUUCCAGUGUUGUAACUUGGACAUAAGUUCAGAAAUGAUUGUAUAAUGUCAAAGUAUGUUAUCAAUAUCAGCCCCCCAAAAAGAAUGUUAUAGUUUUGUAAAAGUAUAUGUUUAUUUUUCCUUGGACCCAAUUCUCCCCUUGCCAUUUUCUACUGGGCACCAUGAAAUUGAAAGAUUAUAACACUUCAAUGAGAUAUUAUCCUGAAAUGGGAUUUUGAUCAAGUUG